AUGGCCGUGAAUGCAAAUGCAAAUCAGAUUGUUUUGUCAUUGGCAAAUAGACCAUUUCAAGAGGCGAAAGUAAACGGCAAGACAAUAUGUUCAGCGUGUUUUGACGAUACGAAUGACAUUAAAUUUUUCAUGGAAGAUAACGGCUUAACGCAGCAUUUUAGAGUGAAGCACAGUCACUUGGUGCUAGAUGAAGGCAUAACCAAGCAUUGUAAAAUGCUUUUCCAACACCUACAUGGCCAAGAAACAUCCAAAAUAUUAAAGCAACUAUCCGCACUUCGACUAAAUACGGUAAGAAUGUACUUCGCCAUUUUAUAUGUCUAUAAUCUUUUAUAUUAAAAGUCUUGUUUUGAUAAGACCUAAAAGUCUAUGUAGAAGUUUUCAAGCAAAUAUUUCAUUCAAUAAUUUACAUUUUACACGAGAAGUGUUUCAAUUGUAAUUUAAUAUUUUGUUUGGAGUUUAUAUACAGUAUGAAUCAUCAGGUUGGUUUAAUGAACAGACAGAACAGUUUACGAAAAUGUGAGAAUAUAGCUUGAGGAUUGCUUAAUAUAAUAAUAUUGUAUUACUGGAAAUUUAUAGUAAACUAUUGGGCCAUUCCAUUUAAAAUAUACAGACACUUCAAUAGUUGGAGCGCACAUCCAAUGGGGGAGAAGGGGGUCUUCAUUUUAAAUUUUCAUAUUUAAAGAGGAUAGCUUGAGAUUUUAAGAAAACGGCAAAAAAAAUAUGCAUUUUAGUGAUAUUGAAGAAGGGAAAAUGUUAUCUUAAAGGGGUUAGUAAGAUAUCCUCUGGGGUAACUUCCACAAUGACCACAAAUUGCAUCCAAUUGCAAUUGCAUCCUAAGGGGGAUUGAAGGGUGCCUAUAUUAAAUGGAAUGGUCCAUUGCUAAGAGUUUGGAGGUUCAAUAUUUUGUUCAUUUAAAUUUUUUCACAGAAAGGUUCGUGCAAUUCUAGUUCAGAAAUGUAUCAAGAAUUUUAUGUUGCACGGAUUGAUGAAAUUGACAGUAUGGGCAUGGAAAUUGCAGCCAAAUGCAGAAGAGAAGCAGCAAAGUUGUAUGGUUUGCUACUUAAACAUCACGGCCUUUUAAAGCAUUUGGGAAGGACUCCUUGCCUAGUUAAAAUUGUUCUAAAAGGAAACACUAACGACAGUCAUGGCCAGUGUUUUAAGUUAUGGGAUGCUGGAGAUAAAGUUUAUGCUGAAUGUUUUAUUACACCUAAAAGAGUAAGUUUUAUAUCAUAUAUUACAAUGCUAUGUAAUUCAUUACAAUGUUUACACUGUCAGGUACAAGUUACAGGUAUCUUCAUCAUUGCAGAAAGUAUAAAAAAUUGAAAACAAUGACUGGCAUUGGUGGGGAAAGCAAAAUGCCUGCAAUACUUGCCAUUACGUAUACAGACCAUAGCCAACUCCUUUUAACUGGUCCAUACCAAGACACAAGGUUAACAAGACACAAAGGAAGCUAGAGCCAGUAAGGUUUUUUAGGGUGGUGCUAAAUGAGCAGCCAAGCACACUGAACCCAUCUAACUGGCCAGCAACAUAUUGUCAUGAAAGUGCACCUAGUAUUAUCUUGGUUAGAAUUUACAGAUAUAACGUUGAAUAAACAUAUGUAAUUUAACAAUCAUAUAAAAUAUAAACUCCCAAUUCUCUUCAUACUGUGAUUGUAUGAAAGAGAAACUUUCCGAACUUACACAUAUUAGUAUUUUGAACCGUUGCUGUGGAGAUGCCUCGAAUUCCAACACUUAAGUUAGUCUAAGACUGAUAACAAAGCUUGAAUGCCUCAAACAUUAAAAAGUAAGAUAAAUUUAAUUUUUUUGGACCCCAGUAGAUCAAGGCCAACAGGGUCCUAUCCCCUAUAAAUCCAUCACUGCAAGGGAACAUUAUCAGGCCAUUGAGUGCCAACACUUUUUAUGCAUUAGACAGGAUUAAUAACCAUGCAAGUAGCAUAUGCCCUUCGUUACCAUUACUUUUUCUAAUACCAGACAAUGUUACUUGUCAAUGACAGAGUGCAUGGUACUAAUGGAUUUUUGUUAUUCCAUAUUACUGGAUAUUUCGAAAAAAUGCAGGCUACUUGGUUAUUAACCCGGUGUAAUCCAUAAUAAUUGUUUGCAAAAUUAAAAACCUGGUUAAAAAUGACUGAAAAAGUAUAUACAAGAAGAAUGUAUUGCACAUGGUUACAAUAAAAAUGGCAAUGCGCCUGGGUGCGCCCGACUUUAUUAUUUUACUAUGUAUAAUGCCUGACUAUUUUACUCUGUUUAAUGUCAGACAAUUUUACUUGUCAGUGGGAGAGUGCUGCCACUCAAUGGGUUAAAUAUAUGUAUAAGUUGGACUAAAAUUAGGCAGGGUUAAGAUGAAAUGUAGGAAUAAAUAUUUAAUACAAAAGAACAGUUAGACAGUAUCUAUUUUCAAUAAGUUUCUAUUGUUUUUAUAAUAACAAAAAUAAUCAACAGUAACCAUUAUUUUGAUACUAGGUGUAAUACAUUGUUAGAAAAUGAUCUCAUCUACUCAGAUUCCAUUAUUUGUAUGCUUUAUAUCCUAUAAACUGUCUCAUAGUGAGCUUGGUAGCAAUUAGAGUGAGUUGUCUGAAUCAUUAGUACUGUAUUCUCUACCGAAUAUAAAGCAUACUAAUAAAGAAUUGAAAUAAUUCUUCAUAGAUAUGAUAAUUUUCUAAAACCUAUGAGUUCCAAUUACCAUUACCAAUGUUUAAUUACUAUCCUUGCUUUUUUAUUGUAGCACACAUGUCUACCAAAACAACAUACUACUACAGCAUUACCCCAUGACUGGUUAGAUGAUGAUACAUCAAGUAUGAACUUUAGCGUGAAAGGUAAAACUCUAUUAGAAGUGCUCCAAAGCGUUUUUGGACAUCGAGAUUUUAAACCUGGACAAGAAGAAGCAAUCAGAAGUUUAAUUUCUGGAAAAGACACAAUUGUCCUCAUACCCACUGGAGGUGGAAAAACUGUGACAUAUGCACUUCCAUGCAUUAUGACUCCUGGUAUUGCUAUUGUUGUAUCACCUCUCAUAAUGUUGAUGUACGACCAAGUGUCAAGGCUGCAAAAACAUGGCAUCAACACAUGUUAUUAUAACACUAUGUUGAGUGACAGUGAAAGGCUAAACAUUCUGCAUAAUUUGAAACAAUCCAACUGUCAGUACGAGUUUGUGUUUGUCAGCCCAGAAGCUGUUAUAACUGAUAAUUUUCUAAGUUGUUUAACCAAACUUAGCAGUGAAGGAAUGUUGAGCUUUUUCAUUAUUGAUGAAGCACAUUGCAUCAAUACAUGGGGAACAGAAUUCCGACCUGCAUACCAGCAGUUAAACACUUUACGGAAAUUUAAUGUUCCAGUUGCUGCACUAACUGGCACAGCAACAGAACAAACCCUGGAUGCCAUUAAAUCAACCAUGCAGAUGAACAAUCCACUGAUUGUACGAAUGCCAUGCAGGAGAAGCAAUUUAGUGUAUUCAGUUGUUGAAAAGAAAGAGACCAAAUCCAAGCAGCAGAUAUGUACAAUCAUCACAGAAGAAUAUCCAGAAACAUGUGGCAUAAUAUACUGUGCAACUCAGUCAGACACAGUGGAAAUGGCAUUUGUUCUGAAGCAACAUGGUGUGACAGCCACAUUCUACCAUGCUGGAGUGGAAAGUGGUGACAGAAUGAGGAAUGCGUCGCUUUGGUUAAGCAACAAGGUGAAUGUAAUGUGCUGCACUAAUGCUUUCGGUAUGGGUAUUGACAAAAAAGAUGUACGGUUUGUCAUGCAUCAGUCAAUGCCUUCAUCACUUGAAGAUUAUGUACAAGAAUCAGGAAGGGGUGGUCGUGAUGGCGAGAACUGUUAUUGUACAUUACUGUUCCGCUUUGAAGACCGAACAUUUCAUCUCCGCAACCUAUCCAACCUAUCCAGAUUGACUUUAGAACAGGAGAAAGAAAACAAGAUCCAUCUGCUAAACUCCAUAACAGAGUUCUGCAUGGAACAUUCUGUAUGUCGGCAGCAAGUCAUUGCAAAAUAUUUUUCUGAGGAUGUAGGAGAAACGUGUAAAUCUUGUGAUGUGUAUCAAAAAGGAGUUGUCCAUGAGGUCAAGGAUUACACACAAGAAGCGAAAAAUGUUAUAGAAUGUUUAUCAAAUUUGAAUUCUUUGAACUCCAAAGUCAAAAUUAGUCAACUGGUUAUGACAUACAUGGGUUCAAAAGCAAAGGGGAUCAUUGCCAAUGGAUUCCAUGCUGUUCCACAGUAUGGUAAAGGUAAAACCACUUUCCAUAGCUGUACAUAUCUCACUAAAUUUGUACAGCAUCUAAUUUUUAAAGGACUUGUAAAGGAGAACAUACAAAACAUAGAGAAUAGGAUUUCUCUAACAUACAUAGGAGUUGGUGAUGUUGUUAACUUGCUCAAUAAUGAAUGUAAAGUAUUCUUUUGA
Paramuricea clavata is the source of this 4386-nucleotide messenger RNA. Lineage: Eukaryota; Metazoa; Cnidaria; Anthozoa; Malacalcyonacea; Plexauridae. The record is from the annotation of a GenBank genome assembly.